Molecule: messenger RNA, 2625 nt
Organism: Eucalyptus grandis
Lineage: Eukaryota; Viridiplantae; Streptophyta; Magnoliopsida; Myrtales; Myrtaceae
Product: pentatricopeptide repeat-containing protein At3g29290
Exons: 4
Coding region: 1-1614 (537 amino acids)
Molecular function (GO): protein binding
Source: RefSeq, a predicted model, not a curated record
AUGGACGAAGUUUUGAGCGCAAACUACUCGGUGCUUGAGCUGUUCUUCGAGUUGGCCAUGCAUCUGGAGGCCCAGACUUCGUGUUCUAUUUCGGUGAGGUUGAAUGAGCCUAGUGCUGUAAGGGCUAUGCUUAGCGCAGCAAUACCGGGGUUAAUGGGUGAGGAAGAAAAAGACGAAGAUGGGGUUCCGAUCGAAAAUGAAGAAUUAGAGUCGAGUUUCCACUUUGGGUCGGGGCUCGGAGGUGUAAAUGAGGGUCCGGUGACAUCAGAAUCGGUUAUUGUGAACCAACAGGGCGUGCAAUUUCUAGAGGAAAUGGAUGCAGAGGUGUUGUCGAAGCGGGUUUUGGUGCUUAGCAGAAGAAACAAGGUUAGAAGUGCAUUGGAGUUGUUUAGGUCAAUGGAAUUGGCAGGUCUGCAUCCAAAUGCGCAUGCCUGUAAUUCUCUAUUAUCCUCCCUUCUGAGGAAUGGUCUUAAUGAUGAUGCAAUGAGAGUUUUUAAAUUUAUGAAGGACAAAACAAUCACCACGCAGCAUACUUAUAGCUUAAUGCUUAAAGCGGUUGCACAUGCUCAAGGUUGUGAUUCAUCUCUCAGAAUGUUUAUGGAAUUAGAAGCGGAAGGAAAUGGGAAUAAAGAUUUUGAUGCCGUUGUUUACAACACCAUUAUAUCCAUUUGUGGAAGGAUGAAUUAUUGGCAAAAGUGUGAGAGGCUUUGGAUGAGCAUGAAGGAAAAUGGCCUUACAGCAACCAAAGUCACUUGCUCCAUAUUAAUCAGCGUGUUUGUCCGUUGUGGUCAAUACGAGCUGGCGAUUGAUGCUUAUGAGGAGAUGGUUUUAAAUGGAUAUAAAGCCAAUGCCAAUAUAUCGCAAGCUAUGAUCAAAGCAUGCACGAAAGAAGGUAGAUGGGAUUUGGCACUCAACAUCUACCAGGAUAUGUUGAGCAAUGCACUCGAGCCAAAUCUGAUCACAUGCAAUGCAUUGAUUAAUUUGCUUGGCAAAGCUGGAAAAGUUGAGUUAGCAUUCAAGGUCUAUAACCUUACGAAAUCUUUUGGCCACACUCCCGAUGCUUACACAAUGAAUGCACUUGUUAGUGCUUUGUAUCGGGCAGGCCGGCCAGGCGAUGCUCUUUGGCUCUUUGACAACAUAAUGAGAGAGCAGCCCUCUCAGCUCAACAUUCAUCUGUACAACAAUGCUUUGAUGUCUUGUUCUAAACUUGGGUUAUGGGAUAGAGCUCUUCAACUUCUUUGGAAGAUGGAAACUUCUGGGCUAUCAGUUUCAACGGCAUCUUGUAAUCUUGUCAUUAACACUUGUGAGGUUGCAAGAAAGCCAGAAAUAGCUUUGCAAGUGUAUGAACACAUGAUCCACAAGAACUGCACUCCCAAUAUGUUUACCCAUCUGUCGCUUGUAAGAAGUUGCAUUUGGGGAUCUCUCUGGACUGAAAUAGAGGAAAUUCUGAAGGUUUCACCAAAUGCAUCUCUAUAUAAUGCUGUCAUUCAAGGGAUGUGUUUGAGGGGCAAGAUUGAUUCUGCAAAGAUGAUGUACACAAGAAUGCGUGAUAAAGGGCUUAAGCCUGAUGGAAAGACACGAGCUUUAAUGCUUCAAAACUUACAAAAAAGUUAGCUAGACAAGAGCUUCCAUUAUGACCUGAGAGCAGAAUCUUCUAGCAUUCUUAGCAAAAGCCAACACUGAGAAUAUGGAGGACAUCUUGCGGGAGGGAUGAUUUUUAUAUGCAAUUGAGUUUUGAGAAAGUUGGAAAUUAAGAGUGGUUAUGCAUACUAAUGAUUUGAAACCAGUUCAAGAAGAGACCAGUAUGUCACAGCAAAAACAGAUUCAUAUACAUCAAGCAUAUUUUACAGUUUAUGUGCCGAUUCCAUUCUGUUCUUUUCAACAACAUUUCUCUCUCUAUUUUGUAACUUUACAGAUCAAUGCAUAGCUGUGUGUGUGUUAUAGCAUUUGGGCUACAGAAGAUUAAAAGUUUCAAUUGCAUACUGUUACCAUACCAUGACUCUAAACAUUUCAAAGGGCAUCAUUCUUGAAGGACUGAAAUACUUAGCUCUGUUACAAAGUUUUCUUUUGUUGCCAUGAUAUUAAUCAUGAUUUUUCUUUUUUCUCUCUUUUUUUUGUGCCUUCCUGUAUAUGUUGUACUUUCUGAGGUUUUAUUCUUUCAAUAGCUGGGAAAAAGCUUUGUAAUUUGCUCACAUGAGAAGGCAUUGUUGCUUUUCAACUUAUGCUGAAAGGUUUGUCAGGGUUAUGGCAAAAAUAAACUUUCCCUACGAGGUGUGUACAGAGGUUGGUUUUAUCUUUCUAGGCUUUACUUGCAUUCCUAAUUCAGGGACAGUGCUGCAGUUUCCUAUGAUUUAACUUCAAAUUCCUGCUCUCAUCCUUUCUGGGUUUUGUUAGCUUUCGAGGCUCGCUAAUGCUUGCAAUGGUGAAGUUGAAAAAAAAUUUCAAGACUUGAGGAUUAAGGUUAUGGAGAGAUGCCUAUUGGUUCUGCAACAACUAAAGCUUAUGUACAUUGAGAAGAUUUUUAGUGUUUAAAUGUGUAAUUACUCUGCAUACUGAGUUGAUUACAAGGUUGCCUCGUGCUGAUGAACCUUGCCUGUUGGAAAGUUAUUAAGUGCUGAUAAGAUU